Funneliformis caledonium is the source of this 3564-nucleotide messenger RNA. The record is from the annotation of a GenBank genome assembly. Lineage: Eukaryota; Fungi; Glomeromycota; Glomeromycetes; Glomerales; Glomeraceae.
AUGGCUGAAGAACAUUCGGAAUAUCCUCGCAUAUCAUUACCUGUACCUCAAAUGAGAUCACACUACGAUGUGGUGGUUAUCGGGUCAGGUUAUGGCGGUGCCAUUGCAGCUUCACGAAUGUCAAGAGCUGGCAAACGCGUUGCCUUGCUAGAAAAAGGAAAAGAAAGGUGGCCUGGAGAAUUUCCAACUAAAUUAAGAGAUUGCAUGAAAGAAGUUCAAUAUAGUUCACCAAAGAUACAUACCGGUAAUAAAACUGGAUUAUAUCAAUUUUAUAAUGGGAGUAAUCAAGAUGCUGUGGUAGCUUGUGGCCUCGGGGGUACUUCCCUUAUUAACGCAAAUGUAGCUCUUGAAGCCGACGAUCGUGUUUGGAAGAUGUCCGUUUGGCCAAAUGAAAUCAGGAAUGACCACGAAAGUUUAAAAAGAGGUUAUGAAAGAGCUAGAGAAAUGCUCCAACCGGUUAGUUACCCUUCAAACUUUCCUGAAUUACCCAAAUUAAAAACCUUAGAAGAACAAGCGAGAUUAUUGGGAGAUAAAUAUCAUAAAAAUUUCUCGAGAGCGCCUAUCACUGUUACAUUUGAAAAUCGCGUCAAUGCUGCAGGAGUACGUCAACAAGCGUCAACAUUAACCGGAAAUGACUGUACAGGAAUUAAUGAUGGUAGUAAAAAUAGUACCCUAAUGAAUUACAUACCCGACGCAUGGAAUCAUGGAUGUGAAAUAUUUUGUGAAUGUAGUGUACAGAGAAUUAAAAAAUGUGAUAAAACCAAUAGGUAUAUUAUAUUUUACGAGUGGUUAGAUGACAAUCGCACAAAAUUUAAGGAAGAAAGUCGUUUCUGUCCUUACUUUGUUAUCGCUGAUGUGGUGUUCCUCGGUGCUGGCACGCUUGGUUCGAAUGAGAUCCUAUUACGAUCAAGAUCGUAUGGUCUAAAAGUUGGCGAUCGUUUAGGGAAAGGAUUUAGUGGAAAUGGUGACAUACUUGGAUUUGGUUAUAACAUGGAUCAUUUUGUUAAUGGUGUUGGUUCGGGAGAUCAUGUUGCGUCCGGUCUGGAUGCUCCGGUUGGCCCGUGCAUUACCGGUAUCAUUGAUAUGCGCCGUGAUGCUGAAAAUGUACUCAAGGGAUAUGUGAUUGAAGAGGGUGCUGUUCCUCUCGCUGUUGGCAAGGCUUUCCAAAUUUUCCUCAAAUCAGGAAGUACCCUGGUCGGUUCCAAGCCGAAAAAUCUUACAUACUCGCAAUCUUUUAACAGAAGAUGGAGACAAAUUAGGUCAGCAAUUGGAGGGUUUUAUACUGGCGCCAUAUCACAUACUCAAACGUACUUGAUUAUGUCACACGAUGAUAACACGGGUCAAUUAGAAUUAGUCAAUGAUCGAUUGAACAUGGAGUAUAAAGGUGUAGGUACUUCGGAUACUGUGAUGGAAUUGAAUAAGGUUUUAGAAGACGCUACAACUCUGGCGAAUGGAACUUAUAUACCAUCUCCGUUGUGGUCGAAAUUUUUUGGAAGGGGAAUGGUUACGGUUCAUCCAAUUGGAGGUUGUGGUAUGGGCAAAGAUGGAAAAUCUGGAGUUGUAAAUCACAAAGGCCAGGUAUUUAUCGGGGAAAGCAAUGAUGUUCAUGAAGGACUUUACGUAUGUGAUGGUGCAGUCAUACCAACUGCUCUUGGAGUCAAUCCAUUUUUUACGAUUAGUGCAUUUUCCGAACGAAUUUGUGAAUAUGCAGCAAAAGAUCGUGGAUGGACAAUUGAUUAUGAUCUUGUUAAUAAACCAAUUGAUUUUAACCAUCCGUUGAAAUCUUAUGAACAAAAUGAACGUGAUUUAAUAAAAAGACAGAGAAAAUGCCACGAGUUGGACGGUGGGAUAUGUUUCACAGAAGUCAUGAAAGGUUAUUUUUCGACCGAAAUUUUAUCAACAGAUUAUGCCACUGCUGAAUUACAAGCAAGAUCUGCAAAUUCGACAAUGCAAUUUUUAUUGACGGUCAUUGCUUAUAGCGCAGAGACAAUAGUUGACAUGGAUGAUCAUUCAGCAUUGAUUACUGGCACAGUAUCGUGUCGAGCUUUAUCCCCAGAUCCAUUGCUUGUAACACGUGGAAAAUUCCGUUUGUUCAUCCCAGAUACUGAUAAAGUCGAUUCUAAUAGAAUGAUGUAUAAUUUGAAUUUAUGCGCUACUGAUGGAACAAAAUAUCGGUUCAAAGGAUACAAGUUAGUCAAGAAUGGCAAAUUGAGAGACGCGUGGGAACAAUCUACAAUGGUUGGCAGAGGGAUAUUACAAAUGAGCCCUUUUGCAUUCUUGAAGCAAAUGACUACGUUUAAGGCGACCGGACCAACAUUUGUUUCAAGGAUCAGGGCCAUGUUUACAUUCAAUGAUUUCUUUGCAACGACUGUGUUAAGACACGUAUUUUCCAGAUUUCUUCCUUUAGAAUAUCCAAGCAGAACCUUUCCAAUCGCAAAACCAUUUUAUCAUCAAAGUAGACCGAAAAAAGACGUGUGGGAAAUCAAUGCCGAAGAUGGUGUUAAAAGUACAAUGGUCAGAUACCAAGGUGGAAGAAAAGGUCCACUCCUUUUAAUACAUGGAGCCGCUAUGACACAUGAAAUGUGGUCAACAAAUUUAAUAAAGAAUAGCUUCUUGGAUUAUCUUUUGGGACAUGGAUAUGAUGUAUUUUUAGUUGAUCAUCGUUUAUCGCCAAAAAAUUCAGCAUCUAAAGAACAACAUACUUUAGAUGGUAUUAGAUUAGAUCUCGCCGCUGCCGUCAGUAAAGUUCGGGAAGCUACUGGUGUUGAGAAAAUUGGUGUAAUCGCUCAUUGCGUGGGAUCGAUAUCGACAUUUAUGGGAUUACUAGAUGGAAAGAUCGAAGGGGUAGGAUGCCUUAUUGGUUCUCAAGUUGCAAUGCACCCAAUACUUAGUUUUUGGAAUAGUGUCAAGUUGCAUUUACAAAUACUUCCAUUAUGGAGACAUGUAUUACGUCAAACAACAUUUGAUGUAAGAACGUCUCCAGAUACCAAUUUACUCAACAAAGUUGUUAAUCAGUUAUUACGUUUUUACCCAGUACCAAGGAAUCAAACUUGUCGUAGCGCGUUGUGUCAUAGAGCGUCUUUAUGUUAUGGUACAUUAUAUCAACAUGAAAAUCUUAACCAACAAGUUCACGAUCAUCAACAUGAAUUUUUCGGAAACGUGAACCUUACUACGAUGCAACAUCUAAAUAAUAUGGGACAAAAGAAAAUGAUCUUAAAUUAUCAGGGUCAAAAUGUCUAUAUCACAAAAGAAAAUAUUAGUAAUAGAUUGAAUUUCCCAAUUUGUUUAAUUCACGGAGAAUUGAACUCGGUGUUUGAUUUGACGGCGACGAAAAAGAGUUAUGAUAUGUUACGAACGACAAACGGUAUCGAUAAUUAUACACAUUAUGAAAUUGAUAAAUAUGGUCAUUUAGAUUGCUGGUGGGGAACUAACGCAAUCACGGAUGUAUUCCCUAAAGCAUUAAGACAUUUAGAAGAAACGCAACAUUUAUGGGGAUAUCAUGCUGGUCAACCAAAAAAAGGUUUUCACCCUUCUAAUGAUACUUCUAGUGAUGAUUUAAUUUAA